AUGGACGAUGCAGAGAGGUGGGCAGGGAAAAACGACGGAGGAGGGGAGGGCCAGGGGGACGGCAGGGAUGAGGGCAGGGCGGAGGACAGGGAGGAGGGCAGGGAGGAUGGUAGAGAGGAGGGCAGGGAGGAUGGUAGAGAGGAGGGCAGGGAGGAUGGUAGAGAGGAGGGCAGGGAGGAUGGUAGGACACUCUUCUUGCACCAGAGUGCGUACGUGGCGAAGGUGCAGCAGCGGUACUUCAAGGGGGCGCCACCAAAGAAGCAGCCGAUCACUCCUCUCUCCUCUGCCAGCUUUGCCAAGCAGGAUGCCGGGCAGUUUGCCAACCUCGCCUUGCAGUAG
This is a messenger RNA of Closterium sp. Naga37s-1, 339 nucleotides long. NCBI's taxonomy places the organism in Eukaryota, Viridiplantae, Streptophyta, Zygnematophyceae, Desmidiales, Closteriaceae. The record is from the annotation of a GenBank genome assembly.